Molecule: messenger RNA, 2259 nt
Organism: Gaeumannomyces tritici R3-111a-1
Lineage: Eukaryota; Fungi; Ascomycota; Sordariomycetes; Magnaporthales; Magnaporthaceae
Exons: 1
Coding region: 142-1761 (539 amino acids)
Source: RefSeq, a predicted model, not a curated record
CCGUCUGUGAUUUCCCCUCGCUCAUCUUUCUACCAGCCACUCUUCACUCAAAGGCCAGUCGAGCCGGCUCUCGACAACGUCCUCGCAACAAGAAGAAAAAAAAGACACCUCCCUCAAGGGCAGGCAACCAAAAGCGAAAACAUGUUCAGCAAGCGCAAGAGCGUCGACUGGACGAGCCAGCGGCAGUCCUCUCCCUCCUUCAGGGAGAAGCUGUCGGGCUUCGUCCGGCUCGGUCAUGGGUUGGCCAGGAAGCCGACCUUGUCGCUGCUGAGGCAGUCGUCGCGCGCCGAGCGUCCGUCGAUGGACGAGCGGCCCGCCGCCGCCCUGCCCCAGGUGCAGAUGAAGGACUUUGGCACAUCGCGGCUCGAGAUUGACCUGCAGAGCCUCGAGGCCUUCCGCUGCCUGACGCCGCAGGGGAAGGACCAGCAGCAGCAGCAGCAAUCUGCGAGCGGCGGCAAGCCCGGGUCGCCAAAUAAGCCAAAUGGCCUCGUCUCCAAGGCGGCCACGACGACGCCCAUCGCCGAAAUGUUCUCCUCGAGGCGCUCCGCCAUCUUCUCGACCGCCACCGUGGUUGUCGCCGUGCCGUCGCUCGCAAAGUCGUCCCCCGCCCUCGUCGUCGAGCUGCCCGCCAACAAGCCCGGCCGCGUGACGGUCGACGAGCGCGCGCCCGCCGCCACCCGCGCCUCCUCGAUCAGGUCACGCGCGCCCGCCGACACUAUUAUCCUUGUGCCGGCCGACAUGGGCAGCUGCCGCAGCCGCGCACCCUCGCGGGCCAAGCACGGCGCCAGCUCGUCCAUCGUGACGGUCGAGAUCGUCGACUCGAGCCAGGGCCAGACGCACACGCCGAGGCCGUGGCCGCCCCCGGAGCCCGAGACCCCGGCCAGCCGCGCUCCGUCGAGAUCGCAGCCCCGCGAGCCACGUCGCGCCGCCUGGGCGCCGUCGACCGCCGGCCCGCCCGCCACCUCGACGGAGCCCAUCGUCAUCUCGGGCCCCAUCGUCCGGUCGCGCCAGAACUCGUUGGCGACGGCCGCGGGCCUGCAGUCCCGCCCCGGCAGCGCCGACAAGCGCCACUCGACGCCCGCCGCGCUGCCUCCGUCGCUGACCAUCUCCACGGCCCCCGGCCCGCAGGGGGCGCUCUCGGCGGCUGACAACAGCAGCGUCCCGCCCGAGCGGCGGCGGCGGUCGUGGCAGCCCGCGUCGGUGGCGGGCACCCCGCGAUCGUCGGGCCCGCCGUCCGCGUCGGCGCCCUGGCAGCGGCUCGAGGCGGCGCGGCGGCCGUCGGCGCGCCUCGACUCGAACCGGCUCGCGUGGCUGCGCGACCUCGAGGGCGGGCGUAAGACGCCCUCGGGCGGCGUCAACAGCGACCUGCCCGUGCUCAAGAAGGUGCAGGGCAGCGUGGCGGACAAGCUGGCGCGGUUCGAGAGCAAGGGCCAGCCGGCCCAGGCGCAGACGCUGCCGGGGACCCCGCUGGCGCAGAUGGUGCCGCUCAGCCGGUCCAACUCGACGCGCAGCCGCACGUCGUCGGUGGCCGACACCUUCAUGUCGACGUCCCUGACGGGCGGCGGCGCCCCGACCACGGCGCGCUCCUCGCUCGACAGCCACCGCGCCUCGUCCGUCUUCUCGCACUACGACGAGUCGUUCCGCGAGAAGAUGGAGCGCCUGACGGCAAACGCGACGCAAAAGGUCGAGGACCAGGGCAAGCCCGACACCACAAAGAUCGCCUCGACCUUUGUGGCGGUCGACAGGGGAGUAAUGCAUUGAGAGAUCAAGAGUGUCUUGUGUUUUUUGGGCUUCUUGUCAUUCUGGGCAGGCGAUUUUGUGUUUUUGCAUAACAAAUUUUAUUAGCACAGCAAGGGCGUUAUGGACGGUUUUUAUGUUUUUAAUCAGCGCGCUAGAUCAGCACCCAGCAUCACUAAAUUGGAUUUUUUCCUUUGUGUCAUACUCGUCACAGUCCUGGCCAAGAAUGUUGCCUGGUUUUCAACAAACAUUGCCUACUUUUUGGAGUUGUGAAUUUGGAGAACCGUCUGGAACGGAUUGACGGAACGCGAAGUCGGCCUAUCUAUAGUAUUGAUAUGCCGGCGCUAAUACGAGCAGAGAAUGCCCCAACCGUCCGAACAUGAGGCGGGCAGACCUUUGCAGGGACUCGCUGGAGGAUAGUAACGAAAGUAUAAAUUAUAUAUGGUUGGAGGAUACAGUAUAACCGCAUAGAACAAUCGGUUCUGGAGGGCCAGACCAGCGCUCCUUGUCUCUUUCGACAUA